Myxocyprinus asiaticus (Chinese sucker) is the source of this 6352-nucleotide messenger RNA. Its product is annotated as retinoic acid receptor RXR-beta-A. Gene Ontology annotation, molecular function: retinoic acid-responsive element binding; nuclear receptor activity; nuclear steroid receptor activity. The record is from RefSeq and is a predicted model, not a curated record. NCBI's taxonomy places the organism in Eukaryota, Metazoa, Chordata, Actinopteri, Cypriniformes, Catostomidae. The transcript has 13 exons. Gene Ontology annotation, biological process: anatomical structure development; retinoic acid receptor signaling pathway; cell differentiation. The coding region runs from base 235 to 1653 and encodes 472 amino acids. Gene Ontology annotation, cellular component: nucleus; RNA polymerase II transcription regulator complex.
AACAGCAUCAGUUUCCUCUUCAGAGAGGAAGAGAAUCACACUGAGGAGAUGGGAGCGGAGAGUCGCGGCCCUUAUUAAACUCCUUUUAAUAAUAAAACUUCGCAAUUUUUGAGGGAUAUCUCUGGUUGGUAGAAGAUCCAGCGGCCCGGGCCUCAGUCCGCGGUCUUGAGUUGAUCAGCCAUCCGACAUCACAGCGAUUGAGUCGGUGUGAAGAGCGCAGCCUCGACGCAAAGUAUGGGGGACAGCAGAGAUUCCCGCAGUCCAGACAGCUCAUCCGUGUCCUCACCACCUUCAGGCCAGCGUACGCCACCACUGGCCCCAUCAGCUGCCGCCAUGACCUCCCUGCCACCCAUGACAUCAACAGUGAACAGUCCCAUCAGCAGCAUGGGCUCGCCCUUCUCCGUCAUCAGCUCCUCUCUGGGCUCUCCCUGCCUCCCUGGAACUCCUUCUGUGGGCUAUGGCCCAAUCAGCAGCCCACAGAUGAGCAUGUUUUCCAGAAACACAGAGAUCAACUCCACCGUGUCGAUGUCAGGCCUGCACGCCGUCAGCAGCUCUGAUGACGUGAAGCCACCAUUUGGUUUGAAGCCACUGUCGGCCCACAGCCCUGGACCCAUGGUCUCACAGAAACGUUUAUGUGCUAUCUGUGGGGAUCGCUCCUCUGGUAAGCACUAUGGUGUGUACAGCUGCGAGGGCUGCAAGGGCUUUUUCAAGCGUACUGUGAGGAAGGACUUGAGUUACACAUGCAGAGACAACAAGGACUGCCUGGUGGACAAACGCCAGAGGAACCGCUGCCAGUACUGCCGCUACCAGAAGUGCCUGGCCAUGGGGAUGAAGAGAGAGGCCGUUCAGGAGGAGCGUCAGAGGAAUAAGGAGCGGGAAGGAGAGGUGGAGUCCACCAGUGCUGCAAACGAAGAGAUGCCAGUGGAGAAGAUUCUGGAAGCAGAGAUGGCUGUGGAGCAGAAGACUGAGCUACAUGCAGACGGCAGCUCAGGGGGAAGCUCUCCUAAUGACCCGGUCACUAAUAUCUGCCAGGCUGCUGAUAAACAGCUGUUUACUUUGGUGGAAUGGGCAAAACGGAUCCCUCACUUCAGUGAGCUGUCCCUGGAUGACCAGGUCAUCCUUCUGCGUGCUGGCUGGAACGAGCUGUUGAUCGCCUCAUUCUCUCAUCGCUCCAUCACAGUGAAGGAUGGCAUUCUGCUGGCCACUGGCCUCCACGUGCACAGGAACAGUGCUCACAGCGCUGGGGUGGGAGCCAUCUUUGACAGGGAGAGUGCGCACAAUGCAGAGGUUGGGGCCAUAUUCGACAGAGUUCUGACAGAACUGGUGAGCAAGAUGAGGGACAUGCAGAUGGAUAAAACAGAGUUGGGCUGCCUGAGAGCCAUCAUCCUUUUCAAUCCAGAUGCAAAAGGAUUGUCGAGCCCCAGUGAAGUGGAGUUACUGAGAGAGAAGGUCUAUGCAUCACUGGAGGCUUAUUGUAAACAGAGAUAUCCUGACCAGCAGGGCAGGUUUGCCAAGCUCCUCCUCAGGCUCCCAGCGCUGCGCUCCAUUGGCUUGAAGUGCCUAGAGCACCUGUUCUUCUUCAAGCUAAUCGGCGACACCCCAAUCGAUACCUUCUUAAUGGAGAUGCUUGAAGCUCCUCAUCAGCUCACCUAAUCUGGACCAGUCUUGAUCCAGUUCUAUCCGGUUUGCACCAGGGUAUUGCAGUCCCCCCCCCGGGGCUCUGGGGCUUUACUGUGUCUCACAUCCCAUUAACACCUUCCCACAGUUCUUCCCCAGUUGCCCCUUGCUGCACCUUCCAACCAGUAUAGCCCCGAAAAAGACUUUAAAACUGUCCUGAAAAAAGAAAAUGUGUUUUCCAUGUGAAGUUUUACACAGUAUGAGAUGUUCAGAGAGAUUAUUUUUCAAAUUCCUUGCAGGUUCUAAAAGUAUCAUAAGCUUCAAAGACUUCCAGUUUUAGAACUCUCAUAUUGAUUCUAGAGAUCUUUGUGUGUCGUUUUGGUUUGUAUGUUACUCUGAAUGCACGAACUGUUCAUUUGCGUUUGUUAAUGCAGUUAGACAGCCUGCCGGCUGUACACAGUGCAUGUGUGACUGGGGUGAGAAUUUCAUCCUGCGUGCCCAUUGGCUGGUACGAAUCAAGUUAUGCCAGACCCGCCCCUUUGUAUAGUCCCACAAUGUAAUGUGACUGUGGAAUACUGCUAACUUGCUAUCUUUGGGCUUUAACCUUGAAUUCAUACUUUGUACUGUACUCAUGAAAUGAGUCCAAUUUAUAAAUGGCAUUGCGGCAUCUGGCCGGGGUUUUACAUUUGUGAAUAUAAAUGUAUGCAAGUUUUCAAUUGUUGGACAUGAAUUUUUGAUCAUGUUCCAAAGGAUGGCCUCAAGGCAGAGAUGGAAUCUCGCAGGAAAAUCCUGCUUUUUUUUUUUUUUUUUUGUGGCAAUAGGAAGGUUUUCGUGUUUUAUCAUAAUUUUAGUUUUGCUCUUUUAAUGGGGAAUUACGUUGGAAGAGGUUGUGGCACCUUCUAGAGGACCUUGUACCUUUCUCAUUCUCCAAGUCCCAAUGGUCAGUUUCUUUCCUUCACAACUUUAAUUCCUGAAAUGGGAACCAAUCCCCCCCCCCCCCAAAAGACUAAUAUUUAUGAAGUUUGUGUAUGUGUGUGCUGUGAUGUAUUAAUAUGUCCAACCACUCUUGUCCUUUUCCACAUGAUCGGUGUAGCAGGCCUUUUUGUUUUGUGUUCAAUCACCAAAAUCACAAAGUCAUCAGGCUCCUCUGGAAUGAACUGUACUAAUGUUGACAUGGAAAACAACAAAGGUGGUUCUAGUUUGUGUAACAUGUUGGGUCGGCCCUGCAUUGACCAUUGAGGUAUUACUUUAUAAAAGGACCUUCUAUAUUCCAUCUGUACAGGUUGCAAUGCCUCCUCAAUGCAGCUAACUGAACCCCUGAACCAUGCAACUUAAACAUGCAUUUGUCUUAUUCAGGAGGGACCGAUGCCACCACGGUCAUGUUUGAAUUACGCCGUCAGUCUGAAAGGCAGAACAGUGACUCUCACGAAACAUCAAGAAAAGGUCAUGGUCCUGUGUUACUCCAAAAUCAAAGCAAACAAAUAUUGUAUUUUGCAAAUAGAAAAUUAAGCCUAUUUUUAGAGCCUUUAAAAAUGUUUUACAUAGUGAUAUUUUCAUGACAGUUGCACACAUUUUCCCCCCAAAUCCUCAUUACUGCAAUGCAAAAAAAGGUGGUCAUUAUGUUACUCAUUACCGCAACUUGUAGUAUUACCUUGGUAUUGCCUUGCGUUUCCUCUGACUUUAAUAUAAAAAAUAUCACAGUCCAACAGCAUCUUUUUUUUUUUUACUGUAAAACAUUAAAGAACAUGGUUGUGUACAGUAAUGAGUAUCAUCAUUGUGAAACAAUGUGAAUAGUAAAAGUAAAAUGUCCAAAUGCGCUAUUAUAAUGAGAAUUGGGGGGUAAAUGUGCAUAAGUGUCCUUAAAAGGAUGUCAAAAGAUCUAAAUGGUCCACAAUGGAUGAUGAUGAUUCUCAUUACUGUAACACAUUCAUGUUUUUACUGUAUUGCAGUAAAAAAAGAUUCUGUUUUUUAAAUGCAAAAAAAUAUAUCUUGUAUUGACUUUGGGUUAAAUAUGACCAGGGCAUUUUCAUGAUUGGUUUUGUGAGAAUAAUCCAGAAGUGUCCAAAAACCAGCAUUGAAUACAAUCUCUAUGCAUUUAUGUGGGAGGUGAUGGGUGUAGAAUAAUAUUCUUGCCAUUUAAACAAGAUAUUCAGUUCAGCAAAUGCACCAGUAUUGAUGGUGGGUACUACAGUAUUGUGAAAUAUAACUGUUGGUUUGUCAGGUGCUCAGACCAAAACCAAUCUAUUUAAGUACUUGUAGAUAGUGACUUGAGAUCAAAUACUGACAAUAUGUGAGGAUUCUAUACAAUAUAAUAGUUAGAGAUGGCAAGUGGUCCCACCUGUUUUGGUGCUAACAACAACAGUUAGACAUAAGUAUCAACACCAAUAUAAACAUAUACACCAGUGCAUGGCAUACACUUGACCACUGGUCAAAAUAUGCAAUGACACCGUUCUCAAAUAUGCUUUUUUCAUAUAAACGCCCAUUUCUAGCUAACACACCAUCUACUGCGUAAUGGUUUAAAAGUAGCUUCAAAAUACAUGCAGAUUCCUAUUUGAACUCUUUUACAAAUGUUUUAUACAUAAAUAAGGUGCUUAAUUUUCCUGUUGCAAGUUAAAUCAUAUGCAGAACUCUGCCAGAUUUGUGCACUAGCCACAUAGUUUUUAGCUUGCACAUGAAUUUGAAAAUCUGAUGAGAUGUUUACCAUUGAUGUGUUGUGACUGAAUCCAGACUUCAAAUUAAAGCUUUGUUCCUUUUGAACUAUUGUUGCCCCCUUGCAUCCCUUCACUGCUUUAAUGUUUUAUUUUGGACCAGUGGUAGUAAGGAUUGUUGUGGUCAUUUCAUUGUAUUCCACUCCCGACCUCAGGUUCUCUAUCGUUGGCAUCCCAGUAGUUUAGGUUUGCCAAGAGUUUUGUGUAUUCUGUUGAACGUUAAAUCUACACAAGUUCCAUUAAUCCAGAAAUUGAAGCUAAUGCAUUUGGUGCUGAUGGUCUGCUCUAUAUCUGAACAGUGGGAAGGCUCUUUUGAUGUGCACUGUAUGCUUGUUUUUACGUCUGGGCAACUCCAGCCACACCAGGGUUGCCAGUCAAUCUUUUGUGUGUGUGUGUGUGUGUGUGUGUGUUUGCAUCAUUGCAAAAUAAGUCCUGUUUUUUGUGUCAAAGAUGCAUAAAGGCACUCAGUGGAGUUCCUGUAUGGUGAAAUAAAUCACUGAUGUAUAACAUUUUCCUUGAAAUGGUGUGCAAUGGCCCUGUCUUCUAUUACUUGAUUGUGGUUUAUCACAGUAAUACACCAUGAUCUUGCGUUUUCAAAUGGCCAACCCAACUUUUCUUUUUGGGUCCACCUUUUUUUUUUCCUCUUCCCAAAAUUUUACUUUUUUCAUGAUCAUAUAUAUUUUAACAGCACUCUAAAUUCAUUUAGGGUUGCAAAGUAUUCAUGAAAAUGAAUACAAGGCUUGUAAAAAAAAAUUCUUUAUUUUUAAAAAAAAAGUUUUUUUUAUACAAUUUUCUGUCUUGCAACAACGGGCCCUAACCCCUGAACACCCAUGAUGCACCUGAAAUGAAUGCAGCACUGCCAAACCAGUGUGAGGGGGGGGCUUGGUUGACUGUGUACUGUGAUGAUCACUUCACAGAUCCUGUUUGCAACUAUUUAUUCAGAGCUGAGCAAAUUUAAACAAGUAAAAAAAUCCAGAGGGUUGUGUAUUUGAAGCCAAGUGGUGCUCUGAAAUAUGCACAGUGCAAACUUGAAUUAAUCUCUGCUUGAGAAUGAAACGGUUAUGCACGUUACAGUCUGAGAGCUGAUUUUUUAUUUUUUUAUUUGUUGUGAGUUAUCGGUGAAUGUUUGCUACAUAAAGAUGCGUGAGUGAAGUGGACACAUUUAUGUGUUGAAUGGGGAAAUCUCAAGAAACCUGUUAAAAACAUUUCUGGGUUGUAUUUCACCCCAAACUCCAUUUUAUUGUAUUGAUAUUAUUUUUAUGACAUGAUUAAGCACCCCCAUCCCUUAUUCUCAUUACAGUACAAAUAUAUUGUUUAAACUGUAAAGUAUUUAUACAUCAUUGUAUAGUAUUUGUGCUGCCUUUAUGCUGCUUGAACAAAUCAUUGUAUUAUGGUAGUUACUUUUACUUCAAUAUCAGUAAAUUACUGUUACAGUAAUGAGACCACCAUUGAGAAUGAUAGGAAUUACAAAUAUAUAUAUAUAAAAUUGGAGGGAGAAUGUGAAAAUGCAAAAAAAAAAAUAAAAAAAAUAAUAAUAAUAAUAAUCCAAAUGUUCCCAAAUUCAUUCUUAUGCAAAACUUUUUUUGUUAUUAUUUUGGCAUGGGGUGAAAUGUGACCUGGACAUGUUUUCAUGAGAUUCACCCAUACAAGGACAUGUUGAAGGAGGGCUGUAAAACUAUUGAUUUAAUGGGAGACUAUUACUUUAUUAAUAUACUCCCACCUUAAAGAAAAAAAAAACAACAUAUUGCUUCUCACUUUGUUUUCUGGCUGCUGUUUUCUUACGCUUUACAUCUUUGUGUAUUAGUGAUGUAUUAGUGUAAAAUCUGUUCUGUUAUUUGGGGUCUUUUCCCCACACACACCCUUCCCUCUUCAUUUUUCAUGUCAAGAUUUCAAAUCUGUCUCCAGCAUUUGUGGAAAUAAAUGACUGUAUUGAGUGCGAAGAAAGUAAAUUUUUUAUUUGCUCUUGUCAGUCAAUUCAGAAUCUGUUAUGAUUGAUGUACCAUGUGUAAGUAAAUGGUUUAAUACUG